ACUGGGGCGGCGGCGGGCGGACCUCGGCCGGGCCUCGGGCCCCGGAGCAGGAUCAGGGCCCCUUCCUGGGGGAGUUUCCUGCCUCGUCCGCCCUCCCCGCUCUCCCCGCCCCCUCUCCGGGCCGCUCCUUGUAUGGUCUGGGCUCGGCGCUCUCCCCGCCCCCUCUCUCCCUCCCUUUUCCCUGCGUCCCUCCCCGCCCGCUGGAGGCUGCUGGGGGCCGGGACGCACAGUGCGCGGACGCGGCCCCGAGCAGACGCGGCGCGCUCCGGCCGGCGGUGAGGUGCCGUCUCCGCUCCGGCUUUCUACGCCCCGCAGAAGAAGUUCGGCCCGGUGGUGGCCCCAAAGCCCAAAGUGAAUCCUUUCCGGCUUGGGGACAGCGAGUCUCCCGCGGCAGCCGGGGCCCAGCGCGCACAGAUGGGCCGGGUGGGCGAGAUCCCCCCGCCGCCCCCGGAAGACUUUCCCUUGCCCCCGCCUCCGGUGCUCGGGGAUGGCGACGACACGGAGGGUGCCCUGGGAGGUGCCUUCCCACCCCCGCCACCACCCAUCGAGGAGCCGUUUCCUCCUGCGCCCCUGGAGGAGGACAUCUUCCCCUCCCCACCGCCCCCGCUGGAGGAGGAGGGGGGGCCUGAGGCCCCCACCCAGCUCCCACCACAGCCUAGGGAGAAGGUGAGCAGCAUUGACCUGGAGAUCGACUCUCUGUCCUCGCUGCUGGAUGACAUGACCAAGAAUGACCCCUUCAAAGCCCGGGUGUCCUCUGGAUAUGUGCCCCCGCCUGUUGUUGUUCCCAAGCCCAGCCCUAAGCCUGCAGCUGGGGGCACAGCACCCCUGCCUCCUUGGAAAGGAGCGCCGGCCAAAGCCCCGCCUGCACCCCAGACUCAGCCUCAGAGCCAGAUACCGUUCCAUGUCCCGUCCCAUCCCAAGCCCCAGGUCCAGUUCCACGUCCAGCCCCAGGCCAAGCCCCAGGCCCAGCCCCAGGCCCAGCCUGUGCCUUCUGCUAACACCCAGCCCCGGGGUCCUCAGGCUGCGGCUCCCGCUCCAGCUCCUAAGUUCUCUCCAGUGUCAUCCAAGUUUACUCCUGUGGCUUCCAAGUUCAGCCCGGGAGCCCCAGGUGGACCUGGGUCGCAGCCCAAUCAAAAACUGGGGUCUCCCGAAGCUCCCUCAGCCACUGGCACAGGCUCCCCUCAGCCCCCUGGCUUCACCUAUGUGCAGCAGAGGGAGAAGCCCCAAGUUCAGGAGAAGCAGCACCCAGCGCCCCAUCUGACCCAAAACCAAAGCCAGGUGCGCUCUCCUGGGGCUCCGGCCCCUCUGACCCUGAAGGAAGUAGAGCAGCUGGAAGAGCUGACUCAGAAGCUGAUGCAGGACAUGGAACAUCCUCAGAGGCAGAACAUGGCCGAGAACAUGGCCGUGAACGAAUCCUGUGGCCGGUGCCAUCAGCCGCUGGCACGCGCGCAGCCUGCAGUCCGAGCCUUAGGGCAGCUGUUCCAUAUCACCUGCUUUACCUGCCACCAGUGUGAGCAGCAGCUGCAGGGACAGCAGUUCUACAGCCUGGAGGGGGCGCCAUACUGUGAGAGCUGCUACACUGAUACCUUGGAAAAGUGCCACACCUGUGGGCAGCCCAUCACGGACCGCAUGCUGAGAGCCACGGGCAAAGCCUACCAUCCGCAUUGCUUCACUUGCGUGAUCUGCGCCUGCCCCCUGGAGGGCACCUCCUUCAUCGUGGACCAGGCCAACAGGCCCCACUGCGUCCCUGACUACCACAAGCAGUACGCCCCGCGGUGCUCUGUCUGCGCGGAGCCCAUCAUGCCGGAGCCUGGCCGUGACGAGACCGUGCGAGUGGUCGCUCUGGACAAGAACUUCCACAUGAAGUGUUACAAGUGUGAGGACUGCGGGAAGCCCUUGUCUAUCGAGGCGGACGACAACGGCUGCUUUCCCCUGGACGGCCACGUGCUUUGUCGGAAUUGCCACAGAGCCAGGGCCCAGACCUGAGUGAGAGCUCCUUCCAGACCACAGGUCCUCUCCACCACCCACACUGAGACCCAUCCUCGUCUCUACCCGCCCUGCCUUCCUCCAUUCCAAACCCCUCCCUGGUAUCUCAAGUGCCCGACCCAGGGCCCCAGCACCGCCCACCCGGCCUGCAGGGCUCACCUGCCCGCUGUCCUCCGGGUCCCCACCCGAGGGGCACCAGUUUAGUGCUGCUGCUUACACUGCACGACAACGCCCUUGGCUGGCCCCUGAGCAGCCCCCGUACUCCGCUUGCUGAGGGUCGGGAGAUGCCCUGACCCUCCGGGAGCCUGGACACCCACCCUGCCCACGCUGCCGGGUUGUGGCUACAGCUACAGAUUAAAAAAACCUUGUUUUCCAGAA
Messenger RNA from Chinchilla lanigera (long-tailed chinchilla), 2364 nucleotides. RefSeq names its product zyxin (gene Zyx). Gene Ontology annotation, biological process: transforming growth factor beta receptor signaling pathway; integrin-mediated signaling pathway. NCBI's taxonomy places the organism in Eukaryota, Metazoa, Chordata, Mammalia, Rodentia, Chinchillidae. The record is from RefSeq and is a predicted model, not a curated record.